Oryza brachyantha (malo sina) is the source of this 1980-nucleotide messenger RNA. RefSeq names its product CMP-sialic acid transporter 5. Gene Ontology annotation, biological process: pyrimidine nucleotide-sugar transmembrane transport. Gene Ontology annotation, cellular component: Golgi membrane. Lineage: Eukaryota; Viridiplantae; Streptophyta; Magnoliopsida; Poales; Poaceae. The transcript is spliced from 16 exons. Bases 377 to 1594 code for a protein of 405 amino acids. The record is from RefSeq and is a predicted model, not a curated record. Gene Ontology annotation, molecular function: pyrimidine nucleotide-sugar transmembrane transporter activity.
UCCUCGUCUCCCCCACCUUCCUCCUCUCUUCCCCCUCACACCUUCCGCCUCCACCCGAGGCUCCUGCCGGGACCCGAGAUCCCGGUGAGAGCACCUCGCACGCGCCUCUUCCCACCCGCGGCGGAUCCAGCCAGCCGCCCGAGCGCUCGCCGGAGUCGCCGCCCAGCUAAGGCAUCCCGGGCCGAGCCCCGGUUCGCCGCGCGUGGGUGCGGUGCCGACGGCGCGCCAGAUCUGCGAGAUCCGCACCGACACCCCCGCUCGCCUUCCCCGAGGUAUGCUUACGUGAGCCCGUGAUCCUCCUCGGACUCGGUCGCCGCGGCUACUCGGAGGCACCUCGUCGUCGGCGGCUCGGUCCUUCUGCGGUGGUCGUGGGAAGAUGCAGCGGAACGGGGUGGUGGAAUGCAGCGUGUGCCGCUCCCGGCUGGUGGUGCCGAGCCCGCGGAGCGUGUCCAGGGCGUACGACAAGCACCGCAGCAAGAUAUCGUCCAAGUUCCGCGCGCUCAACGUCCUUCUUGUCGUCGGGGACUGCAUCCUCGUCGGCCUUCAGCCCAUCCUAGUGUUCAUGUCAAAGGUCGAUGGGAAGUUUCAGUUCAGUCCCAUCAGUGUUAACUUUUUGACAGAGGUCACAAAAGUUGUUUUUGCUAUCGUGAUGCUAAUAAUUCAGUCUAGAAAGCAAAAGGUUGGUGAAAAACCACUUCUGGCACGUUCAACCUUCAUGCAGGCAGCCCGUAAUAAUGUACUCCUAGCAGUUCCCGCCCUUCUGUAUGCCAUCAACAAUUACCUAAAAUUUAUCAUGCAGUUGUACUUCAAUCCGUCAACUGUGAAAAUGCUGAGCAACCUAAAGGUGCUGGUCAUUGCUGUUCUUCUGAAAUUUAUAAUGAAGAGGAGAUUCUCUGUAAUUCAGUGGGAAGCUCUUGCUUUACUGCUUAUUGGAAUCAGCAUCAAUCAACUUCGCACUGUACCAGCGGGCAAUACCGCGUUUGGUCUUCCUGUCACUGCUAUUGCUUACAUGUACACACUGAUUUUUGUAACUGUUCCAUCACUGGCUUCUGUCUACAAUGAAUAUGCCUUGAAAAGCCAAUACGAUACUAGUAUAUAUCUUCAGAAUUUGUUUUUAUAUGGAUAUGGUGCAAUAUUCAACUUCCUUGGCAUUCUUGGGACUGCCUUAUUCCAAGGGCCAGAGAGCUUCAAUAUUCUCCGAGGACAUUCAAGGGCUACGAUGUUUCUCAUCUGUAAUAAUGCUGCGCAAGGCAUUCUUUCUUCAUUCUUCUUCAAGUAUGCAGACACAAUUUUGAAGAAGUAUUCGUCAACUGUUGCAACAAUUUUUACUGGUCUAGCUUCGGCUGCCUUUUUGGGGCAUACCCUGACCAUUAAUUUUCUACUGGGCAUAUCAGUUGUGUUUAUUUCAAUGCAUCAGUUCUUCUCUCCCCUCGCUAAAGUCAAAGAUGACAAAUCAGCCGAAUUGUUAGAGUUGGAAGAUACACAGAAUCAUCGGUCAUCUGAAUCUUCUUUUCUAAAUAUGACCGCUGGCGCUGCUGAAGAUGCUAGCCAUAGGAUUGGAACUGAUGAGAGGCAACCACUAUUGCCAACAUAAAAUAUUUUUUUGAGGUAGUGUAUUAGACGAUUCUUUUUGCCAUCCAACUUGGAGGCAACAGAUUUUAUAUAGCAUGGCGAGUGAAAUAAACUAUUGUACACUGUAAAGGCAAAGAAAGCAUUGAUGUAUUUUUGGAUAUCUGAAUGAAACAGAGGCAACUAUUCAUUUUAUUCUCUUUUGCGAUAGGACGGGGUUGUGAGCUGUGUGGCCUAACGAAUGUGGCACAACAUUUUUUGGAUAGGCAAUUCCACAUGAAUCCCCAGAUAUGAUACUAGGAAUCUUUUUCUUUCUCCUGGAUAUGUAUACUGAAAUGUAUCAACGUGAUGUUUUUUAUGGAACUUUUGGAUUACUACACUCGCGUUACUUAUUGAAAUCAGUUGGUUCUA